AUGCCUCAAUGGACCGGAUCCCUGACUAGCCAGAAUGGAAAUUCUCUGGCGGGAUUAUUCAUGAUUAAUGGCGAGCCGUGGGUAUUCGAAAAGAACGCUGAAGGGAAACCGGCGGCUCCAUUUCAACGGGCCCCUGCAGUCGUCAAUAUUCCGUGGAAGGAACUUGAAAAUAUCCGCCAGUCCCUGCAGAGUCGAGAGCCGUUCACGGCGACUGUUAUGGGCUCUACUAUGGAGAUCAUUUGGUCUAAUGGGGUGAGAAUCACUGCCAAUGUGCCCCAUUGUGACACCUAUGGUUUUUUUUCAGGCGAGGGUGGCUGGCGGACGCAGUGA
Penicillium robsamsonii is the source of this 330-nucleotide messenger RNA. RefSeq lists its product as uncharacterized. Bases 1 to 330 code for a protein of 109 amino acids. NCBI's taxonomy places the organism in Eukaryota, Fungi, Ascomycota, Eurotiomycetes, Eurotiales, Aspergillaceae. The record is from RefSeq and is a predicted model, not a curated record. The transcript has a single exon.